AUGAGUAAAGAAGAUGGAAUAGAGGACUUUGAAGUCGCUCUGGUGCCUAUGCAACUAGAUGCCUUCGUCCUCAAUCCAGCUGUAUGCGGCACGGGCAGUGAUCAAGAUACCACUGCUCGCAUCUGUCCCAUCACUCAACCCAACUACACCUUCUUGAGACUGGACAGCUUCCUACUCCAAAGCGAUGUCCAGAAUCACGUCGCUCUGCACAACACCGCCCCAGCAUCUAUCAAUUCACGCUUGACCGACCUGGGCGGUCGUCCGGAGCCCAAACCGCUCCGCCAUCGUCAUGGCGUCUACGUGCACUGGACACUUCCGCGCUUCUACAGAUCGGGAGUCUCUUCAACAGGCUCUGUGCCAGAGUCUAGAAAGAGAUCAGAGAGAAUGCGACGGGGACUUGAUGCCGCAUCCACCACGGCUAGUGACGCUCCUCAUCAAACUCCGGACUUUCUGCAGCCGCCGACACGCUGGAUCGUCAUCAGAAAGCUUGAGUUGGAUAGUGUCCAGCCAUCCAGUGCAAAAGAUGCUUUCAAGGACCGUGAGUACGAAGCUUGGGUCGUUGAGAGCGACUAUGUCUGGUCCUUGGAAGAUAUCCCCGUCCAGGCCGACCUUCAAACUGAUGUAGCGCCUUUUGUGCUUGGACAUGCUGGCACUGACGUCAACAUCAACGAACAAGCUGAGGUGUUUAUUGGGCGCAAGACACCGCUUUCAGAGUGGACUGAGAAUCCAAACCCAGCUGUUGAGCCUCCAGACAUCAGUCUCCUUCGGAGUGGAAACCAGCUCUUUGCCGAUUUCCAGAUGCACAAUGCCAACGUCUUUAGCAUCUUGGAUAACUUCGAAUACGGUGAUAAAGAGGAUCCAUCAUAUCUUGACUACGCCAAAGCAAGCUACUACGUCCUCGGGUGGCACUGGAAGGACACCGUUGAUCCUCUCUGGAAAGCGGGGGCUGAGUUCACUCAUGGAGAGAACCUACAGUCACUUUUCAUGACCCUCCAAGGAACAGACCAAGCAAAUCCUGACCCAUGGAUGGAUCUCAAGAGUCAGAUCCGUAUCCUCUGCCAUGGCUGCAUGUAUAACGUAGCCUGGGACCAUGAGAACAAGCCCAAGACAGUCCCAGCGGAUGGUUUCAACGAUCGUCUGCGCGAUCAGAAACAAGCUGCUGUCGCGGUUGGAACAACUCCAAUGGAUGCACUGCUAGCGUAUUGUCACGCACGAGGCGAUGCUAGCGGCAAUUCAGAGGACGUCGCUAAACUAGAGGAAGAUAUUCUAGCUCUUGAAUCACUCCUACAGUCUCGUGAUGAUGGCGUCGAGGGUCAAAGAGAGGCCAGAGACUCAGUCUACAACUGGUCCUACGAUCGCUCACCAGGUGGAACGCGAUAUUUCUUCGCCGAGGCUGAUGACAAGAGCACAAACCAGCCCAAGGAACCUGAACCAGCCGCCAUCCAGAGGAUCAAUGAGUUGAACCUCACUCAGGCACUACUGGACUCCUGCAACAGAGCUAUACUGCAGUAUCGCUGGGACAUGUUUUCUCUCUGGUGGAAAUAUGCCAGCGAUCUAGGGCAGAGCGAUAAUCAAGGGAAUGACCAUAACGAAGCGUUCAAGGCUGAAGCUGGACGUAUUUCAACCCGUAUCAAUGGGCUCCAGACGCGUAUCACCAAUCUUGAAGGACAGGUCAGCAAUCUGCUAGGCAAUAGUCAGUUGGCCACAGUCGAGUCCACAAGUGAGCCUGUCUUUUACGGUGGAAAUGAUCCAACCGUGCUUAUUGGUGGUAUCCCAUCUGGCUGGGCGCUUGACUAUCUCGAUAAUCUGUCUAUUCGGGCGCCCUACCAGAUCAUUACAGGCGAUCAAGCUCUACCCAGUAAUCUCAGUACCAUCGCAGAUCUAGUUGAGGGCAAACUGCCGGCUGUUUUGACAGCUGCUACCAAAUCGCUCAUCACAGAGUUCCACGCCCUCCGACCUGGCGGCAAUGACUCCGGUACGCCUGCUGACGGCAAAUUCUACCCUCAGUUCCAUGACCAGUUGACUACCGACAAACGCUGGCGUGAUCAGUGGGGUGAUAGACAGCCCUGGUUUCCUCUCUACGCAGAGUGGGAGGUGGAAUACACCCACAUCCCAUUUGAAUUCUGGAGCUUGGAUGAACACAGCGCUCGCCACUCGGAGAACAAGCUUGUCAGAUAUGGCAUCACUGUUCCUUCUGAUAGCGAGACCCCUCCACCACUGUGGGACGCUCUCUCCAGUCAGCAGAAGCAGGACAUUCGUGUCUUGUCCGGCCGUGUCUUGAUCCUGCCUCAGCCCAGCUUUGCCUUGGGUGCCAAGAUCAAGCAGCUUUUCCAAAACACACCGCCCAGCAUCCUUGAUGAGUAUCUCCCAGAAGAAGAUCGAAAGAAUCUCCUCGACAACAUCAGUGAACUCUCGUAUCUUUCCUCGCCACUCUCCGGUUUUACCAGCGGCCUCGUCACCCAAGCAGAGGGCAGCCAUCUCAAGCCGGAAAAUAAAGUGGUUGGCCCAGACGGAGAGUCCAGCUCUGUCCUCACGGCCGCAACAUUUGACCCUGCUGGCCUGACACAGGACAAGCUCCAACUCAUCGAUGGUAACUCGGCCCUCACCCCGUACGCCGCGUUGGUCAACUUCACCGACAGUGAGCACUGCCCCUUCAAGCCCGUUACACACGGCCAGUUCCGGUUCCGCAAGUUCAACGUCAUCGACAAGUUCGGCCAGUCUCUCAUGGCCAUUGACCAGCGGCCACGAAGAGAUGGUCCCCCGCCUAUUUACCCCUGCAUAAGUAACUUUUAUGCUCCACAGGAGGUGACACUCGAUGGACAGAAGUAUGCCAACACGGUGAUUAAGGAUAAUCCUGAGCAGUCUGAGUUUCUGCAGCUACCCCCGCAGAUGAACCAGCCGGCACGUAUCAAUGCCAAGUUUGUCAGACGCAUUUCUGAUGACGCUACUGGCGCUUCGGGCCCUGCGUCGUGGCGCCCUGUCACGGAGUGGGAGACGCCGAUAUGGGGAUGGGUCAUUACCAAUUACGCCGACUACGGUAUACAGAUAUUCCUCCCCGACGGUACUUUCUACCGUGAGGUCCGUGUCGGUGGGCCGUUGGGUACUCUGCAGUCACCCAAGUGGCUGCCCUUCAGCCCUGAACCUGAUGCACAGCCCACGCCUGAUACGCGCGAGCUUGAUAUUCUCAUCUCCAAGCUUGCCGACCCCAAAUACCUUCUUGGGUUCUGGGGUAUGAUCACGACGGCGCAGCAGAAACUGCCUCCAGCUCCUGAUUCCUACGCGCAGUUCCUCAACUCUAUCGUAGGCAAACCACUUGCGCUUGUCAAUACGGGAUGGUCGGUCGAGCUAAGCGGACCACCUCUUGAUAUUCAAAGUACCCAAGUCAAGGUGGUUGAUCCCGAGCGCACAUUGCUGAAGCCAUCGGAUCCUGACGACAAGACUCCGUACUAUGAGCUUCAGUUGCGUCUCGGUAACGAAGAGGCUGGCUACGAUGGACUUGUCGGUUACUUUGACACCACGGAUCCUGGGUCUGAUGAGUUGAACUACGACAAGAUCAAGACCUUCUUUGUUCCAGAUGGGAACUCCACUGAACCAUUGAUCCGUCUUGACACAGAGCAGUAUCCUAUCUUCAGCCCCUUCUGGCAGCCCCCAUUCUCUGACUCCUCCCCCACCAUUGAGUCCCAAGGCUACGAGAAUCAACGCAACGCCCAGAUGUCAAUUUUCGGUGCCAUCCUAGAUCCCUUCACACCCAUCCAUGCAUAUUCUUCCUUCCUUCCAGCAGCAGAGCUCCUCCUCCCACCAUGGACGUGGCAAAAAGCCAUGGACACCAUGACAGCCUUCUUCCAUGCAGGACCCUUGACUAUGCCCGUCAACGACGUCCCUGGGUAUCUCGAAGCAGAGAAACUAACGACCAAGAACGCUCGAGACAUGCCAAAGCGCAAUUUACUGUUGCCUUCUCUAGGGGGAGGGGAUUGGAGUUGGUUUCAGCCUUAUGCUGAGGGACAGGCUACGGCUGGAGAUGAGGAUCCGGGCGCUGUGUUUAAUGCGUUUGGUAUUGAGAAGAAGGGUGAUUUGAUAAAGCCUGGCUUUCAGGAUGGACCGUACGCUGCUGUCGAGGGAUUCUUGCAGCUGAGAAAUCCAAUCGUGGCUCCGAGCAAUCCUCAGAAUGCAUGA
Fusarium subglutinans is the source of this 4173-nucleotide messenger RNA. RefSeq lists its product as uncharacterized. The record is from RefSeq and is a predicted model, not a curated record. The coding region runs from base 1 to 4173 and encodes 1390 amino acids. The transcript has a single exon. Lineage: Eukaryota; Fungi; Ascomycota; Sordariomycetes; Hypocreales; Nectriaceae.